Molecule: messenger RNA, 2379 nt
Organism: Equus caballus (horse)
Lineage: Eukaryota; Metazoa; Chordata; Mammalia; Perissodactyla; Equidae
Gene: CTH
Product: cystathionine gamma-lyase
Biological process (GO): transsulfuration
Cellular component (GO): cytoplasm
Molecular function (GO): carbon-sulfur lyase activity; pyridoxal phosphate binding
Source: RefSeq, a predicted model, not a curated record
CCCAGAGAAACCUUAGGAUAAAAGGGAGUCACAGGCAUAGAACAAUUGGGAGUCUCACUGAGGAAAGGACGCUUUGCCUCAGACCCGGAGAAUCGGUGCUCCUGCCCGCCGUACAUAUUGUGACUUCCCUGGCUGAUUGUGGCGUGGAUGUUCUCAGCAUGCAGGGAAAAGACGCCUCCCCGCGCGGUUUCCUGCCUAGGUUCCAACAUUUCGCCACGCAGGCCAUCCAUUCGGGCCAGGAACCAGAGCAAUGGACCUCCCGGGCUCUAGUGCCCCCCAUCUCAUUGGCCACCACGUUCAAGCAAGAGGCUCCUGGCCAGCACUUGGGUUUUGACUACAGCCGCUCUGGGAACCCAACCAGGAAUUGCUUGGAAAAAGCAGUGGCGACACUGGAUGGGGCUAAGUACAGUUUGGCCUUUGCUUCAGGUUUAGCAGCCACUGUGACUAUCACGCAUCUCUUAAAAGCGGGAGACCACAUUAUUUGUAUGGACGAUGGGUAUGGAGGUACAAACAGGUACUUCAUGGAGGUGGCAUCUGAAUUUGGAUUAAAGAUUUCUUUGGUUGAUUGUUCCAAAAUCAAAUUGCUAGAAGCAGCUAUUACACCAGAAACCAAGCUUGUUUGGGUUGAAACCCCCACAAACCCUGUUUUGAAGAUGGUUGACAUUGAAGCCUGUGCACAUACUGUGCACAAAUAUGGAGACAUUAUUUUGGUCGUGGAUAAUACUUUUAUGUCAGCGUAUUUCCAGCGGCCUUUGGCUCUGGGAGCUGAUAUUUGCAUGUAUUCAGCAACAAAAUAUAUGAACGGUCACAGUGAUGUUGUAAUGGGCCUAGUGUCUCUUAAUUCUGAGAGCCUCCAUAGUAAGCUCCGUUUCUUGCAAAAUUCUCUUGGAGCAGUUCCAUCUCCUGUUGACUGUUACCUCUGCAAUCGAGGUCUGAAAACUCUGCAAAUCCGAAUGGAAAAGCAUUUCGAAAAUGGAAUGGCAGUUGCUCAGUUUCUGGAAUCUAAUCCCCUCGUAGAAAAGGUUGUUUAUCCUGGGCUGCCCUCUCAUCCUCAGCAUGAGCUGGCAAAGCGUCAGUGCACAGGCUGCCCCGGCAUGGUCACUUUCUAUAUUAAGGGCACUCUGCAGCAUGCUGAGACUUUCUUCAAGAACCUAAAGGUAUUUACUCUGGCUGAGAGCUUGGGAGGAUUUGAAAGUCUUGCUGAGCUUCCGGCAAUCAUGACCCACGCAUCGGUGCCUAAGAGCAACAGAGAUGCCCUUGGAAUUAGUGACACACUGAUUCGUCUGUCUGUGGGCUUAGAAGAUAAAAAAGACCUACUGGACGAUCUAGAUCAAGCUUUGAAGGCAGCACACUCUCCAAAUGCAAGUCGUGGCUAGCAUCCCAGAACUGCUAUUAGAAGUUGCUUCCUGAGAAGAUCAAACCUUCUGAAUAAUUGAAUGGACCAUGAACGAGCCUUUGCAGAAUUUUCAAGUGAAUAUUUUAAGGCACCUCCUUACCUUUCACAAUGGUAGCCUUCCAGGGACCAUCCCUGUUAAAAACACGUUCGUGUCUCCCUUAUUGCCAGCAGAUCAAUUCUAUUAAUAUCUUUCUGUUAAUCUUGGUGUACAUUUGCCUCUGAAGGAGAUGAGAUUUGUGCUGCUUUGGGGGAUCAUGGUCUUUUUUUUGUAGCUUAAGAUUUAUAUUGAUCGUGUUUACAAUAUAAUGGUGAUUCACUUUUGAUGUUUUCUGAAGAAUUUAAAUUGUUAAAUGAAUGUUCUUAAAUCAAAUGUGAUUUUUGCAUAUUGCUGAAAACAGCACUUAAAACAAUGGUUUACACUUAAUUGCCAUAAGCCAAAAAUCAAAUAUUUGAUUUAGCCAAAAAGUCUACUGUGAAAUUCUACUGAUUUAAGGUUGUACUUACUAUUAAAAAAAAAAUAAAUCUAAUUAUCAAAUGCAUCCCACUGUGGUAUUCCUAGAUUAUGUGGCUUUAACUUGUAUUCCUGGUCCCUUUUAAUUCCCUACUCUCAAAGUUCUCGGCCACUUAUGUUAAUUUUUAUAAAUUCACUUGUAUAGCUAUCAUGCCCACAACUUAAUGUUUGCAGGUUAGUUAUAAAUUCUUUACGUGGCAUGUCAGAAGCUACUUUUAUACACAGAAAUAUUACUUUUUAUAUUUUUAUCUGAAAUAGUAAAUUUGUUGAGGCUAAAGGAAGAAAUCCUUAGAAUCUUUUGUAGUUAAGUGCAUAGUCAGCAAGUUACUGUUAAGAAGUCAUGAGUCAAAUAAUUAGAUUUUUAAAGUUGUUUUUGUACAAAAGACUUUCAGUCAUAUGUUUUCUAUCACCAUUUGUUUCAGUUAAAAAAAGCAUUCAACUUGACUAAUAAAAGUGCUGGGUAGGAGGAGAA